Spodoptera littoralis (African cotton leafworm) is the source of this 1644-nucleotide messenger RNA. NCBI's taxonomy places the organism in Eukaryota, Metazoa, Arthropoda, Insecta, Lepidoptera, Noctuidae. The record is from the annotation of a GenBank genome assembly.
AUGGAUUUAGAUAAUGUUGAGAGUUGGAGUUCGGAGCCCGAUGUGUGCCGGUGCUGUUUGUCUGCAAGCGGAACGUGGGAUAUCACCGCUUCUUACAUCACGGAGGCCGGAAGCAAAGAGGUCUAUCAUGAAAUGUUACGAGAGUGCUUUGGGAUUUCGAUGUCAUACAUCACAGAGUGGGGUCCCAGUAGGAUGGUAUGUGACCUCUGUGUAGGGCACUUGAGAGAUGCUUGUAGUUUCCGCAAACAAGUCGAAGAGGCGGAGCGGCAUUUUGUUGCUUUUUGUAGCAGCAGAAAAGAUAUUUUCAAGCCGGUUACAAUAAAGACUGAGUCAGAAGAUAAACCAAAUAGUCCACAUUGUGAUGACAAUUUUGACGAUACCAUUGAAGAUGACUACAAAGAUAUUUUCAGAACGAAUUCCAAUAUUAUAGUUAACAAUUCACAUGAAAAUGAACUUCGACCAAAAAGAAAGAGACAAAAAAUGACUUUGAAAGGCAAAAGAAAGAGAAAGGUGAUAAGCAAAGAGGAUACGGAUUCUGACACUCCUAUAGCUGAGUUGUCGAAGAAAAAUGUGCCUAAAGUUGAAGAGGAUAGGGUUGAAAACGAUUUGAAUUGUGCCAGAGUGAAUGAGGUGGGAGAUAAUGAAAUUUUUGCAGUUAAUGUUGGUUCACUGCAAAUGAAAACCCAAAAUGAAGCGAAACAAAUAUCGGAAAGAAAACGAGUGAUGCUUACUUGUGACAUCGUUCUUAGAGGCACAAACGCGUGCCCCUUUAGACAUCACAAGAGCUGGUUCCAAUGCUUCUUUUGCCAACAAGACUUCAUGGAAAUAAACCUCCUUAGAGACCACAUGCUGGCAACCCACGCGGACAUAGACGUUGAAAUAAAAAAGAUAAAACGUUACCCGCGCUCUUUGCAGAUAGAAAUUUCAAAUCUCGAAUGCCGCCAAUGUCACUUGAAUUUGACAGAUGUCAUUUCGAUGUGCCGCCAUUUUGUAGACGUACACAAAAAGGUUAUAUACAAUGAGUGUAUAGCUGAUUAUAAAGUUAAUGGUAGUCCGUAUUCUUGCCAUUUGUGCGGGCAACAGUUUCAUGUAUUCAGAACCUUAACGACCCAUUUAAACGAACAUUAUGCGAAUUGCAUAUGCGAUGUUUGCGGCAAAUCAUUUUUAAACUCAAAAAGAUUAAAAGUUCACAAGCGUACACACGAAAACGGCGACUUUCCUUGCACAGAAUGCGGGAAAGUGUUAAAAACUAAGACUUCCAAAGCGAAUCAUAUGGAAAGCGCGCAUUCUAACCGAGUUAUAAAAUGUCAGAUAUGUUUUAAACCAAUGAAACACUAUAACGAUAGGAUAAAGCAUAUGUCUGAGGCGCAUGACAUUACGCAUAAGUUCAAAUGUCAUAUAUGCAGUCGAGAGUACAAUAUAAAACAUUAUUUAGCGACACAUAUACGUCAAACUCACGGUCAAAAAGACAAAAGUUGUUCUGAGUGUGGAAUGGCCUUUAUAACGAAUCAUGGCUUAAAAAAACACAUGUUAAAGCAUAGUGGGGUUAAACCAUAUAGUUGUACUAUAUGUUGCAAGUCUUAUGCGAGGAGUUAUACGCUUAGGGAACAUAUGAGAGCUCAUGAGAGUGAUAAAGUUUGUUAA